Didymella exigua CBS 183.55 is the source of this 752-nucleotide messenger RNA. RefSeq names its product DUF336-domain-containing protein. The transcript has a single exon. The record is from RefSeq and is a predicted model, not a curated record. The coding region runs from base 78 to 524 and encodes 148 amino acids. NCBI's taxonomy places the organism in Eukaryota, Fungi, Ascomycota, Dothideomycetes, Pleosporales, Didymellaceae.
CUUACACUCUAUCAACCAUGUAGAACUUCGCUUUACUUGCGACACAUCAGUCAAAAAUCCACCAUCAGCUUAUCAUAAUGACAACGAAAACGAUCCCCACACUCACGCUCGAGGGCGCGCGCAUCGCGCUGGCCGCCGCCGAACAACGCGCCAAAGAAAUCGGCGUCCCCAUGAACAUCGCAAUCGUCGACCACGCAACGCACCUUCUCAACUUCGCCCGCAUGGAAGGCGCGAAGCUCACAUCAAUCAACAUCGCAAUUGAUAAGGCAUUCACCGCUGCAGGUCACAAGAUACCUACAUCAGUAUACAAAGAGAAUGUCUGGCCUGGUGGCCCAGCGUACGGAAUCAAUCACACAAAUGGCGGCAGAUUUAACACAAUUGGCGGUGGUUUGCCGAUUGUUUUGGAUGGAGUUGUAGUCGGUGCUGUUGGGUGUAGCACAGGGACGCCGGCGCAGGAUGAGGAUGUGAGCUCAGCGGGAAAGAAGGCGGUGGAGAAGAGCUUCGCGCUAAAGGCCAAGCUGUAAGCGACGAGUCCCUGCACAUUUAAGACAUGGGGGAACCAGGCACAAGUUGUGUGGUGGAGCCCUUGAUACUUGGGCCGUGCCAAUAUGGGGUGUGGUUGAGCAAUGAUACAAUAUCAUUCCUGCGAAGUCGCUGUAAAUUUUCCCCGCAUGUCGAAGAUGCGCGACUCAUACAGUAUCUUAGCUCUCUGCUCAUGAGAAGACCGAAAUUAGCUUGAGUUUGUCCGCGCA